This is a messenger RNA of Oryzias latipes (Japanese medaka), 2126 nucleotides long. RefSeq names its product solute carrier family 22 member 6, like (gene slc22a6l). Gene Ontology annotation, biological process: transmembrane transport. Gene Ontology annotation, cellular component: membrane. Lineage: Eukaryota; Metazoa; Chordata; Actinopteri; Beloniformes; Adrianichthyidae. The record is from RefSeq and is a predicted model, not a curated record. Gene Ontology annotation, molecular function: transmembrane transporter activity.
AACUGUGCUGUUCCCUCUCCCCACACACUCAUAUAAAUGCACACACACCAAGUCACACGCUGUCUUUCACAUUAAGUAAUCAGCAAAGGGCAGACAGUUCUUCCCAGAGCACAGAGGGGCAGGAGGUGAAGGUAGUUGGGUUCCCCCUGGAUGCUGGAGCUCACUCGCACCCAGCCGCUGAAGGACAGAUUGUUUCUGCACAGGAAGGACUCACAGAGAGCGCCGCUAAUACCGCCGUCGAAUAAUCCAAAGUUCAGAAAAGCUGUGGGAAUUUGAGAGCUGAUUAUACUUUUGAACACAGUGCAGCAACAAGGCAGCUUUUUAAAAAAAAAAAAAAAAAAAAAAAACUUGUUUCUAAUCUGUUUGAAGAGUUUUUGUUUUAGAUGCUGUCAGUCACUUUACUGGACUGUCUUUAUGAACAAUUUUGAAUAUUAAGAGGGGGUCUAAUUCAGCAGAUUUUGUUGCACAGAACCCAAUAGAACCACCAACUCACUGGUGAUUUAAUAAUCAGGUGGUCUGGGCGGGGGUCUCUUCUAAAGUAUGGCUUUCGGAGACAUCCUGGAGCAGGUGGGGAGCACAGGACGCUUCCAAAUAGUUCACGUGACCCUUCUCUCCAUACCGGUCCUGUUGAUGGCCAGUCACAACCUCCUACAGAACUUUGUGGCUGUGGUGCCGCCUCAUUACUGCAGCGUCCAUGCAAACUUCUCUCAGUCCCAGCUGAGUCCUGAGGAAAAGCUGCUGGUCACGGUGCCGCUGGACCAGGCGGGGGAGCCGCACAGGUGCCAGAGAUACGUUGCUCCACAGUGGCACCUCCUGGAUAGGAAUGGGAGCUUCUCCUCUGAGGAGGAGCAGAGUCAGGGGGAGCAAGGUUUGGCUGUUGACUUGCAAGAGUGCAGAGAUGGAUGGUCCUACAACAUGACAGAAAUGACCUCUAGCAUUAUCUCUGAUUGGGAUUUGGUUUGCGAUUUGCGUUCUUUAAAGCAAAUGGGACAAACCAUUUACAUGGGAGGUGUGCUGGUGGGGGCUAUUAUCUUUGGGGGCCUUUCGGACAGGUACGGUCGACGGAUCCUCCUGCUCAUCUCCAACAUGCUGAUGGCCGUGGCAGGAACCUGCGCUGCCUUCUCACCUUCCUUUCCACUCUUCUGCCUGUUCCGGUUCGGAUGCGGCAUGGCUCUGUCAGGCCUGGGACUCAACACCUUCUCACUGAUCGUGGAGUGGAUUCCCACUCGUAUCCGGACCGUCACAGGAACCAUAACGGGCUACUGUUACACGCUGGGUCAGCUGCUCUUGGCGGGCAUCGCCUACUUCAUCCGGGAUUGGAGGUGGUUGACCCUGGCUGUGUCUCUGCCUUUUUAUGUCUUCUUCCUCAUUUCCUGGUGGUUUCAUGAAUCUUCCAGAUGGUUAGCUCUGAACAAUAAGCAUGAAGAAGCCGUCAAGACUCUAAAAAGUGUGGCCAGAUUCAACGGACGCCACGAAGAAGGAGAAAAACUUGACAUUAAAAUGUUACAAGAGUCGAUGAAAAAAGAGAUGUCGUCUUCAAAGGGGUCCUACUCUGUCCUGGAUCUGUUUCGCACCCCAAAAAUGCGAAAAAUGACCAUCUGCCUCAGUGCCGUCUGGUUAUCCACCAGCUUUGCCUACUAUGGUCUUGCGAUGGAUCUGCAGAAGUUCGGUGUGGACAUCUACUUGAUACAAGUGAUUUUUGGAGCGGUGGACAUCCCCGCUAAAGUGGUCAUCACCACGUGCAUGAGCUUCAUAGGACGCCGGCCGUCCCAGUGUGGUGCUCUCAUCAUUGCAGGGGUCACCAUUCUGAUCAACGUGGUGGUCCCCUACGAUAAACAGACUCUGCGAACAUGCCUAGCCGUGGUGGGCAAAGGCUGCCUGGCAGCAUCCUUCAACUGCUGCUACCUUUACUCCGGAGAGCUGUACCCAACCAUCAUCCGACUUUGAGCCUUUCCGGAGAAAAAGAGACGCACAAAUGUGCUUUCUAACAAAUGGAGGACAGUUGCAAUCCUUAUAUAAUCAGUACUGUAAAAGAAAACAAACAAAAUAACUCGUUUCAGCAGCAAAAUGUCUCAUAACUUCAAUGUUUUUUAUUGCACAAUUCAAGUUGUUUAACUCCUCCCCCU